Myotis lucifugus (little brown bat) is the source of this 3215-nucleotide messenger RNA. RefSeq names its product heterogeneous nuclear ribonucleoprotein A/B (gene HNRNPAB). The transcript has 8 exons. The record is from RefSeq and is a predicted model, not a curated record. Gene Ontology annotation, molecular function: RNA binding. Gene Ontology annotation, cellular component: nucleoplasm. The coding region runs from base 270 to 1211 and encodes 313 amino acids. Lineage: Eukaryota; Metazoa; Chordata; Mammalia; Chiroptera; Vespertilionidae. Gene Ontology annotation, biological process: regulation of gene expression.
CCGGCUCCGGCAUUAUAAAGAGCGCCACGAGUCGGCAUUGUCAGGCGGCGGUACCGUGCGGGCCUAAGCAAGUCUUUUGGGCGGUGGGUUCCGUGCAGCGGUGGUCGAGGAGGAGCGCGCGAAGUUGCGGCAGCUCCGUUGGCGGAGGGAGGGGAGACCGGGCAGCGCGGGCUUGAGCGCGGCGGAGCCUCGUGGCACCUUCCCGGCGGGUGGGGACGAGCGGGCCUCGCGGCGUCACCGGCGGCGAGGAGCCGCCGCGCUCCGGUCUAAUGUCGGAAACCGGUGAGGAGCAGCUCAUGGAGACGACGGGCGCCACCGAGAACGGGCACGAGGCGGCCCCCGAAGGCGAGUCGCCGGCCGGGCCGGGCAGCGGGGCCGCGGCGAGCGCCGGAGGCGGGAGCGCGGCACCUCCGGCCGGCAACCAGAACGGCGCCGAGGGCGACAAGAUCAACGCCAGCAAGGAAGAGGAGGACGCGGGAAAAAUGUUUGUUGGUCACCUGAGCUGGGAUACCAGCAAAAAGGACCUAAAGGAUUAUUUUACCAAGUUUGGAGAGGUCGUUGACUGUACAAUAAAAAUGGAUCCCAACACUGGCCGGUCAAGAGGAUUUGGGUUUAUUCUCUUCAAAGAUGCAGCUAGUGUGGAGAAGGUCCUCGACCAGAAGGAGCACAAGCUGGAUGGCCGUGUCAUUGACCCCAAAAAGGCUAUGGCCAUGAAGAAGGAGCCUGUAAAGAAAAUUUUUGUGGGGGGUCUGAAUCCUGAAGCCACUGAGGAGAAAAUCAGAGAGUACUUUGGCGAGUUUGGAGAGAUCGAGGCCAUUGAUCUUCCAAUGGAUCCAAAGUCAAACAAACGACGAGGUUUUGUUUUCAUCACUUUUAAAGAAGAGGAAGAACCUGUGAAGAAGGUUCUAGAGAAAAAGUUCCACACCAUCAGUGGAAGUAAGUGUGAAAUCAAGGUGGCUCUGCCCAGAAAAGUCUAUCAACAGCAGCAGUAUGGCUCUGGGGGCCGUGGAAACCGCAACAGAGGGAACCGAGGCAGUGGUGGUGGUGGUGGAAGUGGAGGAGGUCAGAGUCAGAGUUGGAAUCAGGGCUACGGCAACUACUGGAACCAGGGCUACGGCUACCAGCAGGGCUACGGGCCCGGCUAUGGCGGCUACGACUACUCGCCCUAUGGCUAUUACGGCUACGGCCCCGGAUACGACUACAGACAGUGAACCUACAAUCAAGGAUGCCCCCUCCUGGCUGAAAUGUAAUAGCCUACUCUGGCAGCACCUAUUUGCUGCUGGAUUGGAGCACCUCAAGUCUGGUGGCAAGAGGAGGCAGCAGGCUGUGGGACUGGCUCUAGGUGGUCGGAGCCUGAAAAGGAGUUUUGUUUCCCCUCACUCCUAGAAGGAACUGGCUGGGGAGGACGUGGCUGCUCUUGCCCUCUUGCCUCAGCCAACAAAUGCAAACAGUUGGAGAUUUUCUGGCAGGGGUGUGUGGAGAGAGUUCAAGGUAGCCAGAGCCUCCCAAUGUUGGAAGUACCCUAUGGGAAGGGGACAUCACUUGGAACAAAAUUUACAAAAAAAAGAAGCUUGGUUUCCUGGGGGGUACAGAACAGUUCAGGAACCCAGUUGUGGCCUACUCACCUAGUAAAGGACAUGACAGGGCAGGGCUACCACAGGGCUGGGGCCUUAGCGUCUCACAACUUCUCACCUUUUCUUCCAUGUCUGAAAAAGACCCCAUGGCCACCCAAACUGGUUAACCUUUCUCAUCUGCUAAAGGCUCCUCCUGCCUUCAGUGUCUAAGCUUCUUGGAUGGCAGUUUGGAGUUGGGCUCACUGGAUAGGGCCAUGAUCCCCCACACUUGACCUAUAUGUAUGUGGCACCAGCCACAGGAUCAGCAACAAUAUUCCCAAAGGAUAAAGCCUGCCCUCAAGUUUCCCAAGACCCAAAUUCAACCAGAGGCUCCUAUAGGAAACCUAAGCUAGUGUGCCUCACCUCAUCCAGCAGGUUUUAUACCACUUCCCAGUUGUGUACAGGGGGUUGGCCCUCAGCUCUGGAGCCCUGGGGGCAGAAGUGAAAUAGCCCAGAGGUGGAGGACAGGGAGGGGUGGUUCUGAUCUCCAUCUAAGAGACGGGACUUUGCCUAUUUAGGGGGCUACCCCUGCCCAGAACUUUGCAUGCAUAGCCCUUGGGGGUGGCUCAGCUCCCACCUCCCCAGUGCUUGGGAAGCCCCACCAGCACAGGCAGAAAUAGAAGUGACCUGGGCUAGUAAGACCCCCUCUCCACUUGAGCUCCUUGCUUCCUGCACUGUCCAGAGGCUGUUGCGCCCCCUUCCCCUGAGUGCACUAGACCAUUGAAGCUGCUGGGCUGGGUCCUGGGCACAUGGUCAGCUGGACACGGGGCUUUAUGCUUACCUGUUAGGAUGGCAUCCAGCUUUGCCACCACAUGUUGUACGUUGUCCAGGCUGAAGCACAUUGGGGGCUUAAACUUCAGGACAUUCCUACCAGGGCCAUCAGUGCUUAGCAAAAUGUAGUUCUCCUUCAGCCUGUAGGACAGGACAUAACAGAGCCUUGCUACACCACCAGCCCAGGGCCCUUCACAUGGUCUUCCUGCACCUGGCUUUGGCCACUUGGCUAGGUUUCCAGCCACACUGCUCUUGGAGCCCUUCACAGGCCCCCCCUGCCCCCUGCAUGGGGCACUGGCUACCCCUUGCAAAACUUUAUUUCCAUCCUUUGUGCCCUGGUGUGAAUGGCUCAUAUGGACCUGGCCCUGAGAAGGGGCAUAGUCUUAACUGCCCCUGGAGUUCCAGUCUAGUCUGUAGUCCCUGCGUUUCCCACUUCAUGUAUGGUUUAUAUGAUGUGUAUGGCUUGCUUUGUAAAUGUAUGGAAAAUGUCCAACAUUACAAAGUGGUACAAUGAACUCCAUCCCUUUAUCUAGUUUUAGUAACUUCCCCUGCUCCCAGCACACAGGUAAUGUAAUUUCCAGACAGCUCUUGUCAGUUUAAUUUCCAGUUCUUUUUAGGAGGAUGACUUUACCAUACUUAAUACUAUCAUUGAUACGUAAGAGAGUCAUUUUUAAUAUCCCACAUUUAUACUUUUAACCUAGGAAGCUGCCCUGGCUAGGUAGCUCAGUUGGUAAGAGUGUUGUCCUGAUAUGCCAAGAUUGCAGGUUUGAUCCCUAGUUAUGGCACAUAAAGGAAUCAGCAAGUGAAUGCAUAAAAAAGUGGAACAACAAA